Messenger RNA from Triticum aestivum (bread wheat), 1709 nucleotides. Its product is annotated as FCS-Like Zinc finger 11. Bases 494 to 1315 code for a protein of 273 amino acids. The record is from RefSeq and is a predicted model, not a curated record. The transcript has 2 exons. Lineage: Eukaryota; Viridiplantae; Streptophyta; Magnoliopsida; Poales; Poaceae.
AUCAGAUGAUGAUUGGUCAAUCACACAUGCCUUUAUCUUUUUGUUUUCUUCGCCUUCUCCGUAUGCCCAUGCUUUCCUGAUGCUUUAAUCCAUGUAUUUAUGUAUGUGUAUGCUUACAAGCCAAGGAACUCCAAUAUGAAACCCUUUUAGUUUGGCUCUUGGUUGGUUGUACAGUAGGAGUAUUAUACUAGCUGCAGCUCCUCGUGGAGUGAUUCUUCUGUUUUGGCUCCAUGUAGGGUUUUUUUUUUCAACCGAAUCAGUAGAUAGAUUCUUCUAAAUAAAUUCUACUCCCAGAUUUCAUAUGGACUAUAUAUGGAGGAGCAAAAUGAGUGAAUCUACACUCUAAAAUGCAUCUAUAUACAUCCAUAUGUGGUCCAUAGUGAAAUCUUUAUAAAGACUUAUAUUUAGAAACGGAGGGAAUAGUACUAUUAGAUUAUAAACCUGAACUUAUAAAUCAAGUUAUUGACACCCAAAAGGAAAUUGCAGUGAUCAAAUGGCAGCCGAGUCCUCUGUUCCACAAACUUCCUCUGAAUCGGCUGCUCACAAGAUGGGCUUCUUCAGAGUCCCUGAUCUUCUUGUCAAACUGAGCACCAAAUGUUUGAUUGAGUUGGAUGCUGUCCGCAGCCCAACAUCCCCCUUAGACCUGAAAUUGUUCACAGGCCUUGCUACCAAAUCACCCAGAUCGUCCUUCCUUGAUGCCGGCGCAGCCAGCCAGAACCAAAAGAUCUUGCUUGGGGACAGGGUUGGCCUUGGACUGGUGGAUUCUCUCAGUGAUGAAAACAACCCCACACCCUUGGGCAGCAGGAAGGUUCUCCUUGGAUCUGAGAUGAGGAUUACUGACAACUUAACUCGAAAGAACAGCUCCACUGCUCCUAAUCAAGCUGGACUGCUUGAACAGAAAGAUGAGAAUAUGAGUGAUGGACUCAACGGUAGUAUCAUGUCCCUGGAUGACAUUGUCAAUUCAGAGGAUUACACCUGUGUUGUUACCCGUGGUCCGAACCCUAGAACUACCCACAUUUUUGGAGACCGUGUUUUUGAGUUUCAAGCCGAGCAACUGAUCCCUGAUGAGGGUGGGUGUGAGGAGAGUUUGGCCCCUCAUCUGAAUGGGGAUACCAUGAGCUUCUGUUGUUUUUGCGGUGACAAGCUCAAAGAAGGGAAAGACAUCUAUAUCUACCAGGGUGACAAAGCCUUCUGCAGCAUGGAGUGCAGGGAGAACUUCAUGGAAGAUGAGAUGGAAGGUGAACCUUCGAUAGGUCACUCUGAUCCCAGCGGCCCAUCCUUUGACAAUCGUCGCAUUUUCCACCUGAUCCAGUGAGCGAGCGAGCAUCAGUAAACACUUGAUGUGGUCGUAUCUGAAGUGCUGUCUGAGGUUAAUAAGCUGCAGCCAUGGAUGUGAUCAUGCUGAUCAAGUUUUUGCGUGAAGAUUUUGUCUGCUGCGGCAACUGAUGAAUUUACCCCGCUUAAUGAUUUCUUUAUUUUCGUUACCUGGAUCCUCAAAUUUUUGGAGGAGCCUGAACGAUGACUGUGCUUCCGGUCAUAUUAUUAUUUUGAUCGGAAAAGGGUGUGUGCGUGUGUUUGCCUGAACCUCAAUUUCAAUUGGACGUCAUUUUGUCGACUCCUAUUGAGUAUUGUGUCAUGUAUCUGAACCUAAGCUUCUACAUGUAUUUGCAUGUGGUACACAAUAAUAUUUGAGUAUACUAUCUUGUUCA